AUGAAGAUCGCAAAAGUACAGGAUGAGAUCCAGAGAUUAGAGGAAGAAAUUGAGUCCCUCCUACGAAAAGAUGAGUCCCUUAGGAAAAAGCUGUUGAAAACAAAAUGCAACAAAGAAUCUCUGGAGGCCCUUCAGGAGGAAGUAGAUGCACUUCUUUCUCAAGCUCGAAAGAAGAACAUUCUUCCUUGGCUGGAGGAAUCUUCUUCCAAGAAGUUAUCAGAGAAGCCAGAUCCCUUCAGAAGAUCUCUGCUCACCAAGAGUGAAUCUUUGGCUCCUGAGAUAUCAUCUUAUGAAGAGUAUGUCUGCCUCCAUGGAGGCCUGACUGGGGGAUGGGUGGACGAGGAGCACGCCAUGUACUUGCGUUGCAAGACUCGCUUCCCACGGACGUGGUUGUGCGAAGGCAUGAAACGCGUGCCUCAGAAAACACAACAGGAGUGGCUGGCUCAUGAUCAGUGGUACUCAGAGCUGUCAAGGCUUGACCAGUUGAGGAAGGCAGCUGUGGCCAGAUGGAGGAAGGAGAAAGACAAUAGGAAGGUGGAUCAUCGAGAUUCCUCGAUCGACCAGGAAGUGAAGAGAAAUGGCAAGAUAUCUAAGGAACUGGUUGAAAAACAAAGGGAAAGAAUCCAAAACUGGAAAGCUAAGAGGGAGAAGAAAUCUGAGAUAAAUGAUGAAAUCCCAAGACCUAAAACUCCCAAAAAGCCACAGCUGAUGAAGAAACCAGAUCAAAUACUGGAAGAUUUCAAGAGGAAGAAGCAGCGGCACCAAGAGAAACUGAAGCACAUGGCCAUGGAGGAGGAAGAGUCACGAAAAGCCAAGGGCAAGGUCGCCAACACGUUGAUCACUGUUUAUCGAGCCAGAGAUCGAGAAAGAGAAGCAGUUCAAAAGGAAUGCCAAGAAAGGGUAAAGAAGGAAAAGGAAGAGAAGCAACAGAAAAUCAAGAAGUUUAUUUCUGAGCAGGUUCCAGUGAAUGUGUCCAAAGAUCCAGCAAGGAUCUUGAGACCCACAACAAGUUUUUCACGCAAGUACGAAAGGGAUGAAAGUGACAAAGAUCGACCCAUUUCUGCAAUUGUGCAACCUGUGAUGAGCAUUAGACACGUCCCCCACAAAGCCAUCCCCUCGUGGCGAAAAGGGUUGUGA
Messenger RNA from Darwinula stevensoni, 1137 nucleotides. NCBI's taxonomy places the organism in Eukaryota, Metazoa, Arthropoda, Ostracoda, Podocopida, Darwinulidae. The record is from the annotation of a GenBank genome assembly.